AUGCCGUCGGCGACACCCAAAUCGUUGAACGGUUGGUGGUGCGAUGCGUCGACGGAAUACGCCUUCGUCGGCUUCAGCUACGAGGUCACUGCCUGCCAGAGCUUGAAAGAGCUUACGGCAGAGUUCCUGGACAUCCGGCAUCGUUUCAAUGGGCGUUACGUGCGAUUAUAUGGCGCCUGCGAUCGCGCUGGAUUCUACGACGAUAUCGUCAGCGCCGCCUGGACCGCCGGCGUCGGCGUGCAUGCCCUCAUAUGGUUCGGGUUUGACGGGUCGGAUAUAUGGGAGACACGCCGGGACACGCUGCUCGGCGCCCUCCACUCAAAUCCGAGGGCGAAGUACGUGACCCGGGUGCUACAAUUCGGGUCCGAGCCGCUGUUCGACAACGUCCUGCCGCACGUGCAGCUCGCGGAGCAGGUGCAGCUCGCGAAGGCGAACCUAUCGUCGCUCGGAAUCCCCGUCACCGUAUCCGAAUUGGCGUACGGGUACCAGGAGCGAGGCGGGGCGCAGGACGUGUUGGACGCGAUCGACUCGAUCAAUAUCCACAUGUUGCCGUUCUUCGCGCAGACCGCGUCCACAGCGAAUAACUCGUGGCCGCUAGUCCUCAACGACUUGGAUUGGUUCAUCGAGCACGGGAAGGGUAAGAAGAUGUACUUCGACGAGAACGGCUGGCCCUCCGUGACCUCGCCCAGUGUGCAACCUAACAGUCCUCUGGCCGUUUCGAACGUUCAGAAUGAACAUGAUUACUACGUCCUCUUGGACAAACACUGCGAAUAUCUGAAGGGCGUCGUCGGAGGCGGUAUAGGCUGGUUCGCCCACAUUUAUUCUGACGACAUGGAGCCCGGCUACGGGAUCUACGACGAUUCGGGGAAACUGAAGUUCCCGUUUGCACCCCGGACACAUUGCUAA
This is a messenger RNA of Punctularia strigosozonata HHB-11173 SS5, 906 nucleotides long. RefSeq lists its product as uncharacterized. The transcript has 9 exons. The coding region runs from base 1 to 906 and encodes 301 amino acids. The record is from RefSeq and is a predicted model, not a curated record. NCBI's taxonomy places the organism in Eukaryota, Fungi, Basidiomycota, Agaricomycetes, Corticiales, Punctulariaceae.